Messenger RNA from Electrophorus electricus (electric eel), 2014 nucleotides. NCBI's taxonomy places the organism in Eukaryota, Metazoa, Chordata, Actinopteri, Gymnotiformes, Gymnotidae. The record is from RefSeq and is a predicted model, not a curated record.
ACAAAUGGAGCCACGAACGCCAAGCUGUCAAAGUCCUCAAAAUGUGACCGGCAAGGGGCAUUUCAAGGACCGACAUGCCUGGGCAGAAAAGAAAAUACAACGUUCGCUUCCCGCCUGGCCGCAUUAAGAAGAUAAUGCAGAAAGACACGGAGGUCGGACGCAUGGCCACAGCUGUGCCUGUUAUCAUAUCUAAAGCUUUGGAAAUGUUCUUGUUGUCAUUUCUCACCAAGACCAGCUUAAUCACCCAGUCAGCGAACAGCAGGGUCAUGUCCAUUAACCAUAUGAAACGGUGCAUCGAGUCAGAGAAGCUGUUUGACUUCUUGAAGGAACUUGCAGAACGAACCCAUGGCACGUCAACGCCACAGGAGGGCAAGGCCAAAGGAAAGCGUGCAAGGCACAGGAAAAAGUGGCACAGCACGUCCAUCAACACCAAGUCAUCUGGCAUGGAGGAUCUGGCCAAGAGGACAAACCAGCCAGAAGUGAACAGCAACUCCUCCAGUGUAGGACGCACUUUGAUAACCUUCGACACAAAGCGCUGCGUUCCUCUCAUGUUCUGCGAUGUUCUCUUGUGGCCUUGCGAUCUAUAGCAAGGAUUCAGUAACUGCCCCAUUGGCACUUACCACAUAACAGUGGUUUUAAUUCGGAAUUUAACCUGUGAGUGGAGAAGGUGAUCUCACAUUGGGAAUGAUGUGAUUACUGUUCAUCAGGAGUCUGAGCUCGUCAUCUGCAUGGAGACGGAGUCACCCUCGUAGCAGCUGGCUGAAAUGGUGAGUCUCGCCCUCUCAACGGUCACUGCUUCUCCUUAUAUGUCAAGUCUUUCACUGCCUCACAUACUUGUUAUAGGGCAGGCUCCAUCUGAAAAUAAAUGUGUUCUAAGUGAGAGAUUUUACACCACGUAUGCCACAUGAAGAACCAAUGUGGGCUGUUGCACUAUUAUUUUAUUUCUGUAGACAUCUCUGUAGCCCUCCAGUCCUGCUCGCUGAACGCUGCAGCAAUGCUUAUGAAGACACAACAAAUCCUUUUCUUUUUAAUAUUUCCCCCCAUUUUAAUUUGUGAAUUGUUUUUUGCUCUGGAGGUAUAAUUAAAAUGCCACCCCCGAACAAACCUGGAGUAGAUCGAUGAAACCAGAAAGUGUAGCAGUAGCUUUUUGAGAAAGUACUAAUGGAAAAACACAUCUUGAGGUUAGUGACAUUCGUAAGUUUUAAAUGCUUGUAGUGAAAAGACUUUGUUUAUUGUACAAGAGAGAGAUGUUUUUUCCUGUGUUGAGAACUGCUGAAUAUUGGUUCUAUUUUUCUGUUGGAUUCAUAAUUGUUGUUUAACCUGUAACGUUUCUUAGAGCUCUCAAAACUCGUUUCUAAGACAUGUUAGGUGCGUGCCACAAAUGUUGUUUUAAUAUUUACAGUAGUGUGGAUGUUGCACAAUUAUCUGCCCUUAAAUGAACUGAUCACAUCACCAUGACUACAUCAAAACUGAGGAAGAAUCUCCUGCUCCACCAGCAGCUACUGCAAAGGCAGCGCGCAGAAUGUCACAGGAUCACAUGGGUCAUUUUAUUUAAAGAAAGUGAAUGAAAAUUUCAUGUUUACAAACCGUGGAGCUGAUGCCAAGGUCAAAAUAAAUAAAGUCAGAUUUCUAUAAACCUGGAGUGAGUCCUUGUUUAAAACCAGAACCUCCCCCCUCCCCCCUCAGGGCUGGCUCUAUAUAUCCCUUUGUCUUGUAAGCCAAUGCGGGCAGGGGGGGGGGCUUUUGGACACAGACUUUAGUGAAGUCUCUCCAACACAGAGCACAGGCUCGCCAAGGAUGCAUGCUUUUAAAACAAUAAAAGUAGCAUUAACAAGGACAUUUAUUAUGAUAAAAACACACCGCAUCAUGAUGUUGACAUCUCGAGAAUUGAAGGCAGAGCUUGCUUAAAAUUUUCCCCCAUUUGCUUAUGAUCAGAAACUUAAUUUAUUGGUUUCACAGAGUCUGUUUAUUCUGCUUGUCUUCCACGCCAUCGAAAGCAAUAUCCUAUAUAUAU